AAAGAGCGGAGGGCUACAACUUGAAAGACGAAGACGGACGCCUUCGGGGGACCGUUCAGGAUCACGGCACUGCGGGUCCCCAUAUUGAAGCCCAUGGACCUUAUGGUGGAAGCCAGCCCACGGCGGAUCUUUGCGAAUGCUCACACGUAUCACAUCAAUUCCAUUUCAGUGAACAGUGACCACGAGACGUAUCUCUCUGCAGAUGACCUGCGAAUUAACCUGUGGCACCUGGAAAGCACAGACAGAAGUUUCAACAUCGUGGACAUCAAGCCCGCAGACAUGGAGGAGCUGACGGAGGUCAUCACGGCGGCCGAGUUCCACCCGCACCAGUGCAACGUGCUCAUCUACAGCAGCAGCAAGGGCACCGUGCGGCUGUGCGACAUGCGCUGCUCCGCCCUCUGCGACAGGCACGCCACAUUCUUCGAGGCGCCUGAGGAUCCCAGCAGCAGGUCCUUCUUCUGGAUCAUCUCCUCCAUCUCCGACGUGAAGUUCAGCCACAGCGGGCGGUACAUGAUGACCAGGGACUACCUGUCGGUGAAGGUGUGGGACCUCAACAUGGAGAGCAGGCCCGUGGAGACGCACCAGGUGCGCGGGUCCCUGCGCCGCAAGCUCUGCUCGCUCUACGAGAACGACUGCAUCUUUGACAACUGCUGGAAUGGCUCCGACAGCGCCAUCAUGACCGGCUCCUACAGCAACUUCUUCAGGAUGUUUGACAGGAGCUCGCGGAGGGACGUCACGCUGGAGGCCUCUGGCGAGAACAGCAAGCCUCGCGCCAGCCUCAAGCCCCGGAAGGUGUGCGCAGGCGGGAAGAGGAAGAAAGACGAGAUCAGUGUGGACAGUGUGCACUUCAACAAGAAGAUCCUGCACACAGCCUGGCACCCGGUGGAGAACACCAUCGCCGUGGCCGCCACCAAUAACUUGUAUAUAUUCCAGGACAAGGCCAACUAG
Molecule: messenger RNA, 948 nt
Organism: Lepus europaeus (European hare)
Lineage: Eukaryota; Metazoa; Chordata; Mammalia; Lagomorpha; Leporidae
Product: serine/threonine-protein phosphatase 2A 55 kDa regulatory subunit B delta isoform-like
Biological process (GO): peptidyl-serine dephosphorylation
Cellular component (GO): protein phosphatase type 2A complex; cytosol
Molecular function (GO): protein phosphatase regulator activity; protein binding
Source: RefSeq, a predicted model, not a curated record